Durusdinium trenchii is the source of this 3104-nucleotide messenger RNA. The record is from the annotation of a GenBank genome assembly. Lineage: Eukaryota; Dinophyceae; Suessiales; Symbiodiniaceae.
CGAGCUCUUGUUUGACCACCAACCACCCAAACUGAGGCUGUUUCCAAAGUUUCCUGUCGAAAGAGAGGUGACAUGAGUUUCUCUUCAGGUGAUUAGUUGUAUUUUAAGAGAUGUCGAACCCCUCCAGUGCUUCCGGGAUCCAUAUAACUGCAUCGUUCCACCACAAUUGGUGGAUCUCAGAUUGCCACCAGAGUGAAUCGAAGCAGAAAGACGACCCCCUGGGUUCGGUUGGGAAAAUCGAGACCCCUGGUCUCCAGUGGGGUCUCCCUAUCCCUAGGCCAGGAGUGAGGUGGGACUGGGGUGGUCGGUCUUGGGGGUUCGAAUUCCGACCGAACUCGGAGAUGGGCCGAACUCGGAGCCCUGUCGGGGUAGAUUCCAAUGCAAAACUAAAAGUUGUGUGACAGAUUCCUGCUGCAGGAUAUCGCAUGUAUGACAUCAUUGAUGCCCCUGGCGUCCAGAGGACGAUGCCGUUCCUGCAAGGCUGUGAGCCUGUGGAGGUUCGAUUCAGAAAGGGAGAUGUGUUGAACCAGAGCUUUCUGGAGACCAUUGGUGACUUCGAAGGCGAAGAGUCCUCCUCCUUUCCAUCACCCGAUCUCCUGUUCAUCGACACGGCCCAUACGCGAGAGCAGCUGGCCCAGGAACUGGAGGCCUUUGGGCCCUUAACGAAGUCCUACAUCAUUUUGCAUGAUACCGAGACCUUUGGUACAGAAGACGAGCCCAUCCAUGACGACGGCACCUUGUUUUCACAUCGCCGCAAGCAAAAGAUCUUGAAGAACCAGCAGGCGUACCACGUGGGGAAGUUGAUGCAUUCCCAAGCGGCGUCUUCGUUGGAAGACUUGGAUUUGGAGCAUGUGGAGGAAGCGCUGCGAGAUGCCCAAGCAGAUCUGGAGCAGCUGGGUUCAGGCUUGCAGGUGGCCAUCGAGGGGUGGUUGAAGGGACCCUCGGCUGCCGGUGAAUGGGAGGUUUUAGAGCAUUCCCUUGCAGACAAUGGGCUGACGGUUCUGGGUCGAACUUCUGGUCUCGGUGCGAACGCCAGCAGGACCUGCCAAGCGAAGCUGUCCGAGGUCCGAGCUUUGGCUGGCCCCUUGCUGUACUUGUCUCCGAACUUUCCCGAAAGCUGGCACCACGCCGUGUUCCUCAACGAGACGCACGCCGAGCGAGUCGAAGGGAAGCUGCGCAAGGCACAACGAGCCUGUGCCGGCCAUUGGGAAGCGAAGGCCGCGUUGCGGAGGCUCCGCUGGCACCGGCGCGUCCGUGCAGAAGGUGCAUCUCGCUGCGUGGAAGAGAACGAGUCUGGGGAUCCGCAGCGUUGUCGACCACUCCUGAAGGUCCCACAUCAUGAUGCAGCUACUGGUACACGGCCAGGGUCGUCCAGCAGUCUUGCUCAAUGGGCUCCGCAUCCGGAUCUGUUCUUUGCGCUGUUGCCCCAGAUCCGCAGAUCUGACUCAACUUGGACCACUCUACUGGACGAGGCGGUUGAACGAUGGCCCUUCCGCCUGGAAUCCUGGCUCUACCUGGCCGAGCAUCGACCAACGCUGCAGGCCUGGCGCCGGGCCUUGACGCUUUGCGGCCGCAAUCGCUUCGCAGCCUUGCAGGCGUUGGAGGGGCUCAGGCGGCUCAACCGUCACGCGGAGGCGGAGGCUUGGGAGAGACGAUUGGUUGGAGACUUCAAAGAAAGCCUGUGGGACACCGAGGAGUUUCGUCGUCCAAGCCCCGUGGUGCACAGAACAAGGCACGUCCAAGCACAGGAAGAACAGCGCACGGACCUGGAAAGAGUGCGGCAGUUGGAAGAAGCUCAAGCACUGCUGGAGCACCGUUUGCUGGAGAAUGGAGCGGAGCUGCAAGCAGAGGCCCUUCGUGCACUGCACGCCAUGGCGGCGCAACAUGAUCAACCUAUCACCUUUUUGAUGAACAACUCCUGCCACUUCGUUUCAAACUGUGACACUUUCCCUCAAACCUGCCAACUUCUUGAAGCCCUGGAAGCUCACGUCCCCAUCAUCUCCGCUUCGUUGCACGUGCCACGCGAGACCGUGAGCGACCGCGAGCGCCCGCGCGAGCUGUGGACAGUGCCCGGUCACCGACGGCUGUGGUGUCCGUUGGAGCGAGCUGAACGCGCACACUGCGUGUGGGAGUUCCAGGAGCCGCAAGGCUCGGUGAAAGAGAUGGAGCUGGACCUGAAGCGGGAGGUUUUUCUGGUGCUGGAGAUUUGGGAUCCAGCUUAUUUGGCUGGUGAACUGGAAAUCAGUGCUGGACCUGAAAGCUUGCUUUGGUUACAAGCAAGCCUUGCAAGACUGGGAGAUGGAGGCUUAGGGGGUCGAAUCUACGUGGGCUCUACUAUGAAGCUCUUGGAGGUUCCGAAAGCAUCCAGCUUCCAGGCGUUACAUCCAUGGGGAGAUCGCUGGAUCAAGCAGGCCAGAGACUCGGGACGUGCGAGGACGUCUCGCCGAUGUGACGCGACAGAUCUUGGCAGAUCGGGUGUACUCACAGCACGAGCUGCUCGUGUCUUGAAAAACGAGAACGAUCGCUUCAAAGCCCGGCACAUCCAGAUCAACGUCAGUGCACGAGGGGUGGAUCCCACGCUCUUUAGCGUCGGCGAGGGCACCUUGAGUUCUGAGACCGUGGUGAAGCUGGCGGCGAGAUAUCCGGAGACCAUCUUCUUGCUCUCGGUCUUCGAGCGCGAUGGGGUGACCUCCUGGCCCUGGGUCCGUCAAACGCUGGACCUCUCCCGCGGGGCGCGCGCGGCUUCCGCCACGCACGCGCGGACGCUGCAGAACCUGGCGGCCUUCUUCGAUGACAGCGGCGGCUUGGGGAUCCAACCCACGGAGGUGCCAGAGAUCCCGGUGGGCUAUCCACGCGGUGUCGGGCAGCCCAUCGGCUUCACCGGCGGCAUCGUGGCAGAGAACGUGAAGAGCUGGUUGUCGAGGUACGAGGAACGAGCACAGGAGGCGGAGUGCUGGUGCAUUUCGGAUGCUCAGUCGGGCUUUCGAGUGGAGCCGCCUGGCGGAAAGGAAUUGGGUAUUGGAAGAAUCAGAGGAUGCGGAGUGGAGAACUCAAGGAAUUCCUACUUACUUACAAGCUCGUUUCUGUUUGCGUGUGGUUUGUGA